This is a messenger RNA of Menidia menidia (Atlantic silverside), 528 nucleotides long. The record is from the annotation of a GenBank genome assembly. NCBI's taxonomy places the organism in Eukaryota, Metazoa, Chordata, Actinopteri, Atheriniformes, Atherinopsidae.
AUGGGCUCGAAGUUAACCAGACAGAGAAGUCUCGAUAUUGAGAGCAAAUUGUCCAAGAGAAGACACCAGAGACAUGAGGCUCCGGGAGAGAGCGACAGAAGUGGCGGCAGAGACUUGUUGUUCACUUCCCUGAUGCUCAGGUCCGACAAGCUGCCGGGGAUGCUGCGCAAAACCAACCAGAGCCCGUACGUGAGACGCGUGGCCUGGGUGCGGGAGAUCCAGAGGCUGCUCCGGGAGCAGAAGAUGGAGCAGGCAGGUGAAGUGCUCAAAGUACUGAGGAAGGAUCUGGGACUGCAGGGAUCGUCCCUCAACGACAUUUUGUACAAGAAUGCCGCGUUUCUCAACUUGGUGGACCCCAUCUCCCAUGAGCUGCUGCUCAGUCUGGCUCGAGACCUGCAGUGCCCAAAAAGGGAGACUGAUGCGCUAAAGUCUACCAACAAGAUAUGCCGUCAGCUGAUUUAUCACCUGACACCUCACUCCAAGUGGACGAGACAGAGUGUGCCCAGGAGGAAAUCACAGGCCUGGUGA